AUGGGCAUCACCUGUGUUGGCGUCAGAGGCCCAUCGUGUCCCCGCACAUACUCUCCGGAGUCCUCACAACACGGCCCCUUGUGGGGCUGCGCUCUGAGACGUGGGCUCCUUAAACAUCUUGCCCGCAACCCAGAGCCAGUAAGUGACAGAGCCUCUUUCAGCGUCCUUCCCCUUCUGCCAGCGCGUGGGGGGCCGGUGCGGGCUCCGGGCCCCUCCCUGACCGCGCCCCUCCCUAACCGCAGCCUGGCCCAGUCGCUGUGGGCCCUCUUCACCUCCUCUCUGACCAUCUCCCUGGUGUUCGCCGUCAUCCCCUUCUGCCGCGAUGUGAAGGUGCUGGCCUCCGUCAUGGCGCUGGCGGGCCUGGCCAUGGGCUGCAUUGACACCGUGGCCAACAUGCAGCUGGUGAGGAUCUACCAGAAGGACUCGGCCAUCUUCCUCCAGGUUCUCCAUUUCUUUGUGGGCUUUGGGGCUCUGCUGAGCCCCCUGAUCGCCGACCCCUUCCUGUCGGAGAACAGCUGCUUGCCGGCCAAUAGCACGGUCAACAUCACCUCUGGCAGUCACCUCUUCCACGCCUCCAGGGUCCUGGGCCAGCACCACGCGGGGGCCUGGCCUUGGGCCAACCAGACGCUCCCCGGGCUGUCCCCGCCAGACGGAGCAGGAACCCGUGUGUCCUACCCCUCUGACCACCCCCAGCUCCCGGUGCCCAUGGCUGUGCUGUAUCUGCUGUCCAAAGAGCGGCUGCUGACCUGCUGCCCGCAGAGGAGGCCGCUGCUCCUGUCUGCAGAUGAGCUCGCCCUGGAGACGCAGCCUCCCGAGAAGGAAGCCGCUUCCUCGCUGCCCCCAAAGGUUCAGUCACACCCAGCGCACGAGGACCUGUUCAGCUGCUGCCGGAGGAGGAACUUCAGGGGAGCUCCUUACUCCUUCUUCGCCAUCCACGUCACAGCUGCCCUGGUCCUGUUCAUGACCGACGGGAUGACGGGUGCGUAUUCCACCUUCGUGUACAGCUAUGCCGUGGAGAAGCCCAUGUCGAUGGGACACAGGACGGCUGGCUACCUCCCCAGCCUCUUCUGGGGCUUCAUCACCUUGGGUCAGCUCGUCUCCAUCCCCGUCUCCUCCCGCGUGAGGCCGGCCACCAUGGUUUUCAUCAAUGUGGUCGGCGCGGUGGUGACACACCUGGUGCUUCUCGCCUUCUCCUACAACGUCAUCUUCCUGUUCGCGGGCACCGCCUGCCUGGGCCUGUUCCUCAGCAGCACCUUCCCCAGCAUGCUGGCCCACACGGAGGACAUCCUGCAGUACAAGGGCUGUGCAACCACGGUGCUGGUGACAGGGGCAGGGCUUGGCGAGAUGUCCCUCCAGAUGCUGGUUGGCUGGGUGUUCCAGGCUCGGGGCAGCUACAGCUUCCUGGUCUGUGGUGUGAUCUUUGCCUGCUUGGCUUUCACCUUCUACAUCUUGCUCCUGUUUUUCCACAGGAUGCACCCUGGACCCUCAUCAGCAGCUCCUCCCCAGGACAGACCGUGCGGGACGGAAGGCUCCGAAUGCUACCAGAGGUAGAAGUGGGGGACGGAG
Myotis davidii is the source of this 1566-nucleotide messenger RNA. RefSeq names its product major facilitator superfamily domain containing 4A (gene SLC60A1). Lineage: Eukaryota; Metazoa; Chordata; Mammalia; Chiroptera; Vespertilionidae. Gene Ontology annotation, biological process: transmembrane transport. The record is from RefSeq and is a predicted model, not a curated record. The coding region runs from base 1 to 1551 and encodes 516 amino acids. The transcript has 10 exons.